UAAUUGCAGAAAAACUUUCUCGAUUGAGAGUGAGAGAGAUAGAGAUCUUGUAUUUAAUUAAAAUAGGUCUCCUCGGAAUUAAGUCAUCUAGGUAGUUGCACACUCCAAAGCAAGGCGCGAAUUUUAAGUUAAAUUUCAGAAAGUUUUUAAAAUGGAUAAAUGUGUUUUGUGUCGCUCUGAAGAAACUGUUGAAUAUAUACACGGAGAGUUAUAUGAAACAGAAAAUGUUAAAGCUCAUUCAUUUUGUUUGUUAUUUGCUCCAAAUCUUCCGCAAAAAGGUAAAGAUGACGAGGGAAUGGAAGGUUUUCUAUUGAGAGACAUUCAGAAAGAAGAAGUCCGAGUAAGACGCUUAAAAUGCUGUUAUUGUAAGAAAAUGCAUGCCAACCUGGGCUGUUCUAUACGCGAAUGCAAAAAAGCAUUUCACACAGAAUGCGGCUACAAAAAUAAAGUCAGCUUCGAGUUUACUUCUCAAUUUCCUUGCUUUUGCGUUGAUCACAGCACAAACAACCAAACUUCCAGCCCGUCAAAUGAUGACGUUUGUUCGAUCUGUUCACAAAACUUUAAUGAAAAUGACCGAAAUAUUUUGAUGCCAUGCUGUAAGCAUACAUGGUUUCAUCAUUCAUGUAUUCAAACCUUUGCUCAAACUGCUGGUUUAUAUUUUAAAUGUCCAAACUGUAAUGAUCAAGAAAAAUGUUUUCAACUUUUACCAAAAUUUGGAGUUCACGUUUAUGAAAAAGAUGCUGACUGGGAAAUUGAAUAUGAUAAUUUGGAAGAUUUUGAAACAAUUCCAGAACAACCAUGUGAAUCUGAUAAUUGUAAUGGUACACCGGAAACAUCCUAUAGCGUAGCUCCCUGGCUGUGGGAUGUUUGCGAAUAUUGUGGAAGUUGCGCUGUUCAUAAAGAGUGCAGAAAUGCAACGAAUGAACCAUCUUUCACAUGCACAUGUUGUACAGAAUCUCUAGUAUUGCUCAAUAGAUGUGAAGCUGAAAGUUUCGUUGAAGAUUAUUUAAAUGAAGAAGCUUCAACAUCAUCUGAAAGUUCAACACCAAAAGCAGACAAAAGCACUUAUGAUAGUUCAAUUGAAAAAUUAAUUAAACGAUUUCCACCUAAAAAUUUGGAAACUGAGGACAGUGAAAAUAGUGACAAAGAAAAUGGAAGCAACUACAAAGAAAAUGAAAACUUGAAACUUUUGAGUCAAGUAGCAGUUUCAAUGGAAGUUUCCAAUACAACAUCAGGUGUAAGCUCAACACCAAAAAUAUCAGAAGGAAGCAAUUUCACCAGUGUAACCAGUGUAAUUGAUAAAGUAAUUAAAAACUUUCAAGAUAAAAAUAAAGAAAUUUUGGAAGCAUUGGAAAGUGAAAACAGCGACAAAGAAAAUGAAAACUUGAAAGUUCCAUGUCAAGGAGCAGUUGCAAUGAAAAUUUCCGAUCCAAAAGAGUCUACUUUCACGAUAACAAGUAAUGAAAGCUUUGAUGAAGAUUAUAACAGUUCACUUGAAAUGUUAAUUAAAACUUUGGAAGGUGAUGGAAGUGAAAACAGCAACAAGGAAAAUGAGAACUUAAAACUGUUGAGUCAAGUGGCAGUUUCAAUUGAAGAUUCUGAUGUAGCAACAGGUGAAAGCUCAACACCACAAGCAUCAGAUGAAAGCAGUUACAGCAGUGUAAUUAAUAGAGCAGUUAAAAAAGUUCUUCAACCUAAAACUGAAGAAAUUCGUGAAAGAUUGGAUGAAGGCAUCGACAAGAAAAAUGAUACUUUGAACCUUUUUUGUCAAGUGCCAGUUUCAAUGGAAACUUCCGAUACAAAAGAUUCUACUUUCACUAUAACAAAUGAUAAAAGCUCAAAAAAGGUAAAAUUUUUGAUUGAUGAGAAGUCGUCAGAGUCAACUUCUCAGGAUUUCUUAAGCAGCUCAGCAUUUCAAGGAGUUAGCUCGAUUAUUUCAAGUGGAGAAUCCAGUAAUUAUAAAAAACCCGAAGAAAAUAAAGUUCCUGAAAAAACUGAAUCAUCCGUCAGAGGAAUAAAACGAACACGAACGCGUGACCUACCAAAAUUUUUUAAACGAUUGCAAAGAUUUGAUAGUCAAUAAUUCUCCAAAAUUUAUUGAAAUAACGAAAAAAACAUUUGAACGAAUAUCCAAAAAAAGUUUGUAAAUGAAAUGAAAAAUUAAUCUCCAGAAUUUCUUAAUUCUUCUUCUAAAUUAAUGUGACAAAUGAAAUUCUUCCAAUCGAUGAGACUUCCUUUGUCAGGUGCAAAGCCAACUUCUUGUUUCUAUAAAUAAAAUGAUUAUAAAUGUUACUGAUGAAAUGAAAUUUAAUAAAGUUUAAAUUGAUUGAAAUA
This is a messenger RNA of Clunio marinus, 2334 nucleotides long. Lineage: Eukaryota; Metazoa; Arthropoda; Insecta; Diptera; Chironomidae. The record is from the annotation of a GenBank genome assembly.